AACCCUUACACCCUUCCCCUCUCUGUAAUCACAGGUAUGUGAAAUUUCCCUUUUGGGCGUGUUUCUGAAAUUGCAAUUGGAGACCCAUUCACUCGAUUGCUCUCUUUUAUACCCCGAUGGGGGUAUCUCAUUUCUCUGAAAUUUAUCUUCCUGUUGUAUCAUUCAUCUGUUGAGUCUCAAUAUCUUUGAGCGCAUUACAGAUUUUGGCUCAUUUUGGUCUCAACUUUGCUCUUCUUAGUACUCGUUAUUUGAAUUGAGAAAAUGCUGUCAAUCAGGAAACUCAAGUCCCAUAUCACACCGCUUUCCCCUUACUCCCUGCUUUCCUCGCUUCUUUGCAGUGAUCACAGCAUUCCCAUAUGCCGAAUUCGUGGGUUCUCGAGAGACAGGCCAUUUUUUCAGUUUAUCAGCCCUUAUUUGACAAAUUUAAACAUGGGAAAUGCUGUUCUGGAUUCUCGGAGUGGGUCAAUUCAGUCCUUUUCGAGUAUGGGUGGAACAAUCUUGGUCCAGGCUCGGGACCCAGCUAAACUAUGUGAGGAAUUGGAGAAUGCAAUUGAUGGUCAUAGGUAUAGUGAUGCAUGGAAGUUGUUUGAACAGCAUAUGGGUAUGGAAGGGUUUCCUAGGAAAUCCAUCGUGAACACGGUAUUGACAAGUUUUUCAGAAAGCCUUGAUGUUCAGUGGCUUGAGAAGGCUUAUGGGUUGGUGGAACGGGCUUUUGCAGAGAGUAAGCAGAAUUUGUUGGAGAAGGAGACUCUGAUUUACAUCUCUUUUGGUCUUGCAAGUUGUGGAUUGCCAGUUCCUGCAUCUACUGUUUUGAGGAAAUUGGUUGAAAUGGAAGAGUUCCCUCCUGUCUCUGCUUGGUCUGCUAUCUUGGCCCACAUGUCACAAACGGCUUCAGGAGCAUAUCUUGCUGCCGAGUUGAUUCUUGAGAUAGGUUACUUGUUCCAGGAUGGCAGGGUGGAUCCGCGUAAAAAGAGUAAUAGGCCUUUGCUUGCCAUGAAGCCUAAUACUACGGCCUUCAACAUUGCUUUGGCCGGGUGCCUUUUGUUUGGGACUACUAGGAAAGCAGAGAAGCUCCUUGACAUGAUGCCUCGAGUUGGUGUCAAACCUGAUGUGAACUUACUUAUCAUAAUGGCACAUAUUUAUGAAAGAAAUGGGCGAAGAGAAGAUCUUAGGAAGCUUAAGAGACACAUAGAUGAAGCCCAUAAUCUAAGUGAUAUUCAGUUUCGGCAAUUCUACAAUUGUUUGCUUACAUGCCAUUUGAAGUUUGGGGAUUUAGAUUCUGCAUCCCAUAUGGUUUUGGAAAUGCUUCGGAAGGCAAGGGAAGCACGGAAUUCCCUUUCAGCUGCUACACUCAUGUUUGAAGCUGUUGGAAGUGGUAAUACAUCUACUCAAGAACAGGUUUCUGAAAAAAGCUUAAGCCAUAGAAAGUCAGAUGGUUUAGAGAAUGCUAGACCAAAUACAAGCCUGUCCAUAUCUUAUGAGGAGUUUUCUAGAGACAGAAAUUUCUUAAAGCUUGAGGCUGAGGCAAAAGAAAUACUUGAUAGGCUGUUAGCAAAAUUGCAGAUGCAGGUUGAGUUUAUUACAACUGAACGUGGAAUUCUCCAACCAACUGAAAGAAUUUAUGUGAAAUUGGUCAAGGCUUUUCUGGAAGCUGGCAAGACGAAGCAAUUGGCGGAGUUUCUAAUCAAGGCAGAAAAGGAAGAUUCUCCAGUUUCCACUGAUAAUUCAGCCUUGGUUCAUGUCAUUAAUUCAUGCAUCUCGCUUGGUUGGUUAGAUCAAGCACAUGACCUACUGGAUGAGAUGCGCUUGGCUGGGGUUAGAACUGGUUCUUCUGUGUAUUCUUCCCUCCUAAAAGCAUAUUGUAAAGCAAAUCGAGCAGGAGAGAUCACAUCACUGCUUCGAGAUGCCCGAAAGGCUGGAGUCCAGCUGGAUUCAAGUUGUUAUGAAGCAUUGAUUCAAUCCCGAGUGCUUCAAAAAGAUACUGAAGGGGCCCUCCAUGUAUUCAAAGAGAUGAAAGAGGCUAAAAUACCAAGAUCUGGUCAUCGAGAAUUUGAGAUGUUGGUUAAGGGAUGUGCAGAGAGUGGUGAAGCAGGUCUGAUGGCAAAGCUGUUGCAUGAAAUCAAGGAAGAGCAAAGAGUGGAUUGUGGAGUUCAUGAUUGGAAUAAUGUAAUCCAUUUUUUCUGUAGGAAGAGACUGAUGCAAGAUGCUGAGAAGGCUCUGAAGAAGAUGAGGAGUUUAGGGCAUGCCCCAAAUGCACAAACUUUUCAUUCUAUGGUCACUGGGUAUGCUGCUAUUGGGGGAAAAUAUGUGGAGGUAACAGAGCUGUGGGGCGAGAUGAAGUCUUUUGCUUCUUCUUCCUCGAUGAAGUUUGAUCAGGAACUCCUAGAUGCUGUACUUUAUACAUUUGUCAGAGGGGGUUUUUUUGUUAGAGCUAAUGAAGUUGUGGAGAUGAUGGAGAGAGGAAAGAUGUUCAUUGACAAAUAUAAGUACAGAACCCUCUUCUUGAAAUACCAUAAAACACUUUAUAAGAGCAAGCCUCCCAAAGUCCAAACAGAAGCCCAAUUCAGAAGGAGAGAUGCUGCAUUGACUUUUAAGAAAUGGGUAGGCUUGUUUUAAUGGAGCUUUCGGUCUAUUACUUGCAUUUCGGAGCUCUACUGAGUCUACUCUAAUGGCCCUCAAUGCCCUACAAAUUCUUCCAACAGUUACAAAGCUACACCAGUUGUCUUCUACACAUAUCUUCUGCUUUCUUGCACUAGCAUUGAUGAAGAUUGAAAAGAAGACUUCAAAAUCAACCUAAGGUGGUAUGGGAUUUAAACCGCUGACUACUUUUCUGAAUUAUCACCAUAUGUCCUGAUUGUUUAUUUUGGUCAAUUGCAAUUGUGCAAAAAAAUGGUUUUGGGUGGAUGGAAUUCUCAGCUGCCUACUUCUUUCAUCAGAUUCAAAAGGCUUUUGGUUGUUGUGUUUGAAACUGAGAAUUCCAAGUCUUUUUUAUGUCAGUGAAAACUUCUGUUGAUGACCUUGGAAGGGCACCUACCAAGGAAUUUAUGUAAACUAUGCAAUAUAUCAGUAUGUCACGGGCUUUGUUCAGUGGUUUGUGGGACUAGGCAUUGUUUGUGGUUUAGUGGAUUGCUUUAAUACUUUCGUCUUCCUAGUGCUCCUGGAUUUGCAAAACUAGUACUAGUAGUGAUUUGGAUGGCCAUGUAAAGUGCCAUCCAAAUCCAUAGUGAUUAAAAUUGUAUUUGGAUGAUCCCAAGGGUUGACUGAAAUAGUCCUACAUGUUGUUAAUUCAUAAUAUUUUAAGAAUGGUAUCAUGGAUAAUAGUAACUAAAUUCAUCUUGAAAUGCAGGAGAAAAUCAGAACAGAGUUCUUUCUCUUCAUGGUCUCACUUUAUGUACUCCACUUGUUAGGUUUUGGAUGUUUUGUUCUUUUAAAGCAUGUUUAUUGAUUUUUUUUUUAUUUAUGUUGGGUAUUCGAAUUUCUUAUUGUUUAUUUUGAUUUUCUUGUUUCCUGGUAUUUCUAGUACUACAUAGGAAGGAAGAACAGGCUCUCAAUACAAGUAUAAAUUUAUGUUCUCAUAAGAUACUGACUUGGUCUACUCUCUCUUGUUGGUACUAAUUGCCCUUAUAAAGAUGCCUUCAAUUGCUCAUUCGAUUGAUGACUUUGUUAUCCCUACCCUGAAGAGAGAAAAGCUUGAUCUAUCCAAUUGCUGCAUAAUUGGGCCUGAUAAACUAUAAAUGCUAUUAGUUACAAAAUGAUCCUACCAAUCUUUCAAUAGAAAAUUGACUGAAGGGCCACAAGAUACUAUUUCAUGGGAUUCUUUUUCCCAAUAGAAGCCCUUGAGAAGUUGCCUUGGAUGCAACUUGAAUUAGUCCAUUGUCAAUCAUGCAAAGAUUUGUGAUGCUUUCAAAUGGUAUAUAGCAACAUAAUUUUGUAUGAUAAUACUCUGCAUUACAUUGAUAUGAAUAUCAUUGAUUGGGUGACAGGUUCAGCUGGUGGGUGAACUUCUUGAGCCAUUUUGGGUUGAUGAAUGUUCAGUUUCUGUAUGCUACAUAAAAAUGAAGGAUUCAGCCGAAACACACUAUGAAGAAGUCAGUGGUAUCAGAGGAGCUAGAAUCUCUGAGAGAUUAAACUACACCUAUACCUCAAUAACCCUUUUGCAAUAUCAUGUUGGUAAUCCAUCUUGUGAGAAAAUCCUGUGGCACCAAGAAAAUCCUGAGAAUGAAAUCACUGGUUUUAGGAACCCCUUAAGGACUAUGAAUCCUGUUGCUGAGCUCACAGUGACUCACUUUCAAGGAUCGAGAGUCUUGAGACAUCAUCUCAUCUUGGAGUUGAGUGCAUAGCCAGUGCUUUGACGUAUUCAAUUUUGUACAGACCCUUCUGGGUAUUCGGUGCCAAUCACCAACACUCUUCUGCCGAGCUUCACCUGAUGGAACGACCGAUAUCUUGGACUAUAGCAUCAGGUCACCAAUGCUCACCCUUCUCAAUUUCUGGUGGAAAAAAAUCAACGGUUUAUCUGUGCUCCUAGGGAAAUUGAUCUCAUUCUUUGUAUCCAAGUUCAAUCCUAUUAUUUUGUACUUCUUUGGGAAACUUGUGUUUUGAUGGGGUCAUUUGAUAAAUAUAUGAUUUUUGAAACCCAAUUUUAUGAAAUAUGAUAACCAGAUUUUAAUAUGGAAAAUAAUAUUGUCUUCAUGCACUCUGAGCUAGCCCCCUUUUUUGUGCCAAGAUUGCCCUUCCGAUCUCCAUCACCGAUAAAAAAAAAAGGUUAUAGUGGUGUGGCGGCGAUGGACUGAUGUGGAGUUGCAGUGGUCUUGGCACCUUCGGAUUUUUCUUCCACAACAGCAUCCAAAUCUCCAUGUCAACAUUGAUCAAAAUUUGAAGAGGUUUCUUAGCUCAUCUUUUUUAUUUCCCCUCUUCCUUCAUCAUCUUCUUCGUUUUCUAGGUUUUUCUACUGAAAAAAAGAGAGUUGAAGCAGAGUCGUCGCACGAGGUGAGCGUCGGCCCCUGUCGCCAUUAAUCACCACUAGCUUCCCCUUAAUCACGACCAGAACCCACCAUCACCGUUGCAGCUUCUUCGCAUCUCUAGUUCCGGUGACUUCCAACUCUAAAAUCAUCUCCAUCUUCACCACACCAAAUUCCAAUCCUUCAAUACCUAUUCGCCGCUGAUCCACCUCCAUCUUAACAAUAGUUGUAGCAGUUGAAGGAAAAGAAAAAUUCGGAGGUGCCAAGGUCAUUGCCGCCAUAGCUCAGUCCAUCUUUGCCGCCACCAUUGAAGCUAAACCCAUCUCCAAACAUGGAAGCUUGGAUGCUGUUGUGGAAGAAAAAUCCAAAGGUGCCAAGGUCCCCGCAGCUCCACAUCAGUCCAUCGCUGCUGCACCACUAUAACCUAUUUUUUUAUCGGUGAUGGAAACCGGAAGGGCAAUUUUGGCACAAAAAAUGAUGCCGGCUCAAAGUGAUUGAAGGCAAUAUUAUUUUCCAUAUUAAAAUCUGAUUCUCAUUUUUCAUAAAAUUGGGUUUCAAAAACCAUAUAUUUAUCAAAUGACCCCAUCAAAACACAAGUUUCCCUACUUCUUUUACUCAGCAACACGGAUUUCCAAAAA
Molecule: messenger RNA, 5596 nt
Organism: Vitis riparia (riverbank grape)
Lineage: Eukaryota; Viridiplantae; Streptophyta; Magnoliopsida; Vitales; Vitaceae
Product: pentatricopeptide repeat-containing protein At1g03100, mitochondrial
Exons: 3
Coding region: 262-2616 (784 amino acids)
Molecular function (GO): protein binding
Source: RefSeq, a predicted model, not a curated record